Molecule: messenger RNA, 1970 nt
Organism: Bradysia coprophila
Lineage: Eukaryota; Metazoa; Arthropoda; Insecta; Diptera; Sciaridae
Source: RefSeq, a predicted model, not a curated record
UGUCUUCGAUCUUACUAUUUGAAAACAAGAAUUCUCGGAAUUAAAACUAGACCAAGUGGACUCCAUUCACAAUCAAUGGCCACUCAAUAACUGUAUUGACUUCAAAAGCUAAGUAAAAUCCGCAAACGUAACCCAAAUGACACCGUUUGACGAUUUUGCAUACCUGGUAAAUAAUGUGUUUCUGCUGGGAGAAGAGCCGACAAUCGAGGAUUUUAUCCUUCUAAUUGGUACAGUCGUCGCAUUCAUUGCAUUCAUACUGUGGUGUUGCUUUCCCAUCCAUCCGAAGGAAAACAACGGCCAUCAGCAGUUUGCAUGUAAAUCUUUGCAGCAUUCACUAUCGUCACAGCAAAUUAAAAAUGGUGUGACCAACGGAGGAGCUCAAUUGCACUAUGGUGUUAAGAACGACCAUUCGUAUCAUUGUUGCGGCUAGUAUUAAGUAUGAAUGGUAUGCGGAGUGUAAGUUCUUAUUUAUUGCAAUUUAAUUUUUACGCAGCAACUUUGAAAUGACUAAGUUGUUUAGACUCAUAGAUUCAGAACCUUUGAAUGUAAACUUUGCUUACAUUUUCCUUUGACUAAGAAAAAUGUUCUUUAGUAUUGUGUAGGGAAUGGGGAUUGGGGAUGGAUGGUACAAUGUUAAGGUAAAUGGUAUGAUCUUCAUUGUACGCAAACAGUAUGUAUAAAAUUCAGAAUUCAUGUUAUUUGUGGCUCCUGUACGAAUCGAAUUGUAUAAGUCGGUCGUCGGUAUAAAAAUCAUUGUAUUAGCAUCAAUUAUAUGUCAAAUUAAUAAUGUGUAGCGAAUAAUUCCAACUGUAGAAAAAUUAAAGAAAAAGUCCAACCAAUUAGCUUGGGAAUCAUCUUCAUCAGACGUUAACGAUUACAUCAUUAUCAUUCGAUCAGUCGUUCGACACAACGCAAGAUGUGUACUACGUUAACGUUAUGUCCUUAUUUAGUAAUUGCGGAUUACCAAUGUUUGACUGUUGUUUAUGUUGUUUUUAGCUCGGAUUUUAUUUCUGUCGACUCACUCAAUGACUUGGUUAUUUACAACAGUGUCAGAGCAAAGAUUUGAGAGUAAAUCUAAAUCUAAAGUAAAUUGCAAGAAAAAAAUCCAUGCUAAGCUCUUGGUUAACAUGGCAUAGGCUACACUCAUCUCAAAACACUUAUUUACAAUAUUCAUGCUGUUUUUCUUAGUCCCACACUUCCACACUCGGAUUUAAUGAUUAUACGCGUAGAGUGAGACACCUACAUAAACAAUGUUCUCAGAGUGUGUGUAACAUGUUUUGAGAAGUGGGACUAUAGGAAUUUAAGAAAAACAAACAAACAAGUUUGAGGUGAGUGUAUCUUGUCCUACAAGUGUAGAGAUUCUCUACUAGAAAAUGAAUUCUUGAAUAAUUUCUUUAAUAGUUUUGGUAUUGAUUUCUUUGAGCUAAUCCAUUAACCUACAAAUUAUGAUGAGUUACACAGAGCUCUACCUUUUUUGCAAGACUGCCACUCUAAUUUCCUCAUCUCUUGGGGUUGCGAACUUGAUUCCCUAGUUUCAGAAGAUAUAGAACACAAUUACUUUUAGUCGUGUAAAGCCUCCUGACUACUACACAGUUUCCAAAUUAGUGUAAGUUAAGACAAGUGCCGGAUAAAUGUAGAAAAUUCUUUAUCGCUCGAAAGAAAAUUAUUCGGAAGUUUGAAGAAAGUCCUCUGAAAAAUAUAGACAAUUGAAGAAAUUCACUAAAGAUCCGUUAAACCCCCUAAAAAUGUCGAUAGAAAACCCGUGUCGUUGAAAAAGAAUCGUUGAAAGCUGUAUAAAGAAAAUCGUCUGAUGAGAAGAUUCCGCAGGAAAUCUUUGUCACUCAAAUUUACAGUUAUUUUCAUCUCGGCCUGUUUUCAACUAUAAUUCUAUAAGGAAACUGUUUCUUUUGAUAUAAUUGUUCUUACUACACUCAGUGUCAUUAAAACAAUCAGGAAGCCGAGCUAGUCAG